This is a messenger RNA of Aspergillus pseudonomiae, 1527 nucleotides long. Its product is annotated as sugar porter family MFS transporter. Gene Ontology annotation, molecular function: carbohydrate:proton symporter activity. Gene Ontology annotation, cellular component: membrane. Lineage: Eukaryota; Fungi; Ascomycota; Eurotiomycetes; Eurotiales; Aspergillaceae. The coding region runs from base 1 to 1527 and encodes 508 amino acids. The transcript is spliced from 3 exons. The record is from RefSeq and is a predicted model, not a curated record. Gene Ontology annotation, biological process: transmembrane transport; carbohydrate transport.
AUGGGCUUCUUCAAGAAUUACCGUGUUUAUAUCCUUACGGCAGUGGCCUACUCUGGGUCCCUGCUUUUCGGAUUCGACACUGGAGUGAUGGGCAGUGUCCUUGCUCUGGAAAGCUUCAAGAAUGAUUUCGGUCUCGCGGGAUCCGAUGGAUUUGCAGACGCGGCAAAUGCCCAGGUUUCCUCCAAUGUGGUGUCUCUGCUCACUGCUGGCUGUUUCUUCGGCGCCAUCGGUGCCUCCUUCCUCAAUGACUACCUCGGACGUCGUUACUCCCUCAUGAUCCUAUCUGUCGUGUUCCUGAUUGGAGCUGCUAUUCAAGUUGGCGCAAGCCAUGAAAUUGGUAUGAUCUAUGGUGGCAGAGUCGUGGCCGGAUUGGGUAUCGGCGGCAUGUCCAGUAUCACACCGGUGUUUGUGGGCGAGAGUGCCCCCCCGGCGGUACGAGGUCGUAUUGCGGGAAUGUUCCAGGAGUUUCUGGUCAUCGGAAGCACCUUUGCCUACUGGCUGGACUAUGGUGUGGCCCUGCACAUUGCACCCAGCACUAAGCAAUGGCGGAUUCCAGUUGCGGUCCAGCUCAUCCCGGGCGGGCUCAUGCUGAUCGGACUCUUCUUUCUCAAGGAGUCCCCCCGCUGGCUGACCAGCAAAGGCCGCCAUGAAGAGGCGCUGCAGUCUCUGGCGUACAUUAGAAAUGAGCCCGCCAGUAGCGAGGUGGUGCAGACCGAGAUAGCUGAGAUCCGCGCCUCCAUCGAGGAGGAGCAGGCCGCGACCGAGGGAUUGACUUACAAAGAGUUCCUUCAGAAGAGCAACCGAAACCGCUUCCUGUUUGCCGUCGUACUCAUGCUCUGCCAGCAGUUUUCGGGGACGAACUCCAUUGGAUAUUAUGCACCCCAGAUCUUCCAAACCAUCGGUCUUAGCGCGACCAACUCGUCGCUUUUCGCCACGGGUGUUUAUGGAACCGUCAAGGUCGUCGCGACGGCGAUAUUCCUGUUCGUCGGUAUAGAUCGCUGGGGACGGAAGAAGAGUCUGAUUGGAGGCUCAAUCUGGAUGGCUUCCAUGAUGUUUAUCAUUGGUGCCGUCUUGGCCACUCACCCGCCUGACACAUCUGCGUCAGGGGUUUCUCAGGCUUCCAUUGCCAUGGUCGUCAUGAUCUAUCUUUAUGUCAUUGGGUACAGCGCCUCAUGGGGGCCAACUCCAUGGGUCUAUUUGAGUGAGAUAUUCCCAACCCGCCUGCGUGCAUACGGUGUUGGCCUGGGAGCAAGCAGCCAAUGGCUGUUCAGCUUCGUUGUUACCGAAUUCACGCCCCACGCGGUGCACAACCUGGGCUGGCGGACGUUCCUCAUGUUCGGAAUCUUCUGCGCGGCCAAUGGCGUGUUCAUCGUCUUCUUCGCCAAGGAAACCAAGGGCCGCUCUCUCGAAGAGAUGGACAUUCUCUUUGGAGCAGUCGAUGAAAAUGAGCGCCGUGCUGCCGUGGAACAUACCCUGAACAAGGGUGUGGUCUCUCAUAUCGAGCGGACCGAGGAGGACAAAGUCUAG